AUGGAUCCGAAGGAUGCUGGCGCCUCCCUCGAUUCGCUCAUCUCUUCCUUCAAUGCUCGCAUCGUCGACCUGCAGGAGCUCGUCAUCGCCCGGAACAGUAACCCCGCUCUCCUCCACUAGCUCUUUCGGGUUUUGUUUGGGGUCUUAUUUGAUCCGCCUUCGGUGGGGGCAGUGUAUCCAGCUACCAGCAUCCCGGAUCUAUCCGCGGUCGACACCGCUCUGAAGACGAUUGAGUCUCAAAUACAGUCUAUCAGGGAACGCCUGCAAGAGGAGAGAGACGCCAUUCCCAAGGCCAAGGUUAAAGAGUGUCUCUGCAUGCGUAUGCCAAGUAGCCGUGUUUUUUCAAUACCUACCAUCUUCGUUUGCAGACGCUUAUUGAGCGGUCACAGCGCCAGCAGAGGAAGAUCCAGCACAUGCUCACUCACUUACCGUUACGCAUGCACGAGAGCGUGAACAUUUCAGCAGAGACACCUUCUCGGUAGUCGAUUCACGACGUCCUCGAAAUUUUAAUUUCGGUUGCUCUUUUUUUUCCCUUGCUAUACGUAAAGUAUUUUAUUUGGUUGAACCUUCAGAUCGACGGAGGUGAACUCCGGUUGUGAUUUUUCUAAUGUACAAGAGGAGCCAUUUGUCGUACCAAAGGUAGCCCCUUUGAUCCAUUGCGAUAUGCAGGUCGAAUUUUGCAUUUUUAAGUGCUUUAAUUUGAUUAUACCGACGGCUGGGUAGAAUAUGAGUCAUUGUUGAGUAAACUACCCUUUUGUCUGUUCUAUCUUACGAUAUGAUUCCCCCAUAUUAUCUCUCAUCAUAAGGUUUCCUAGUUGAAAGUGGUUUGAAUGUUUUUGAAGAAGUCCAUGGCUUUACCAAAAAUAAAAUGGACUGAUUUUCUGUUCUGGAGCUCCGAAAUAUUUAGUCAUCCUUGUGAAGCUCACAGGCAGUUUAUUCACACAGUAUGUUUAGGAAAGGAGAUUGUACAUCUAACUUUUGUGCGAAUUUUAAGAUUCGUCUUUAUUGAGUUUGCAGUGAUGUCUUUUAGCUUCAUGGAAUGUUUCCAUGCUGUUGCCUUCUAUGGAAGGUGGUGUAAACAGUAGUGUAUGAAUUCAUUUGGUUCAUUAGGUGGUGAUUUUAAGAUACGCUUUUAUUUAAAAUGUAACAGUGUCGGGUAACUUUAAGAAAAUAUUUCCAUGCCGUUGUCGGGAGAAAGUUUGUACAAAGAUGCUCUACAAGUUCAUUUGGUAUCCCAUACUGGGUUCUCUUUACAUGCCUGUAACCAUGCGUCACGCAUUACAUUGCCCAUAAUUUAAUUUGUGCAUAUUGCCUGGCGUAAAUAUCUUCCAUUCUUUGGUUUUCCUAUGUCUAUGGCUAAUUUCUAUAGAAGAUCUUCUAUGUGAUCGAUUGGUACCUUCCCUUCCUGCAUUUCAAAAUUUGCCCCUCUGCAAAUGUGUUUUGUUGCUGGACUGUACCUUCCAAACUUACUAAACAUGUAGGGAUGGUAAUCUAAACAAAUCAGAGGUGAUUUAGGGGAAACUGAUUAUUAAGGAAGGGAACAGUAGAUUUCUAAAAAUAUUUGAUGACUAGAUAUGCACAAUAAGAGCUAAAGGGACUGCAUGAUGCACCCAGUUAGUGAAGUGAAGAACGUUAAGAGCUUGUUUGAUAUGAAUAUGAAAAAAUAUAUAACUUUAUCAUACAACGGUUUGGUCAAAUUUUUAAAUUUGUGAUAAAUUUAAUUAAAUUGAGAACAAUGCUUUGAAUUCCACCUAUUCUUUCCUCAUAGGUUUUUCUGAAGGAUGAACUAUGCUUGUCUCUUCAUGGAGAAACAGUGGUUCUUAUGUGUCAUCUUCACUCUCUGAUGUUCUGGUUCGGGCGCACAUUUUCCAGAUGGUUGGUUUCUCGAGGAGUCCAUUUUCUGGAAUUAUGGGAAAAUUCCAUACGAAUGGAAGAUUACUUUGCUUAUUUUAAAGUUUUUACUUGAGUGGCCUUUUUUUUUUUUUUUAAUUUUUUAGUUUUUUGGGAGGGUAAAGCAACUACAUUAGUCCAUCUGAAAGUAAAUUUAGGAAUUAUAUCUUGGAGUUGUUUUCAUUGGGCACCUGUACAAUAUUUGGAAUAUAAAACUGCUGAAGUUUUGCGUGUUUUUGGGAGCUGAUUAACAUUUUGUGUAUCAAUUAUGUUAUGGUUUAGUACUCAGACCAGAUGUAGUUCCAAUCAUUCGUUACAAGAUGUCACAACUUUACCUGAUGAUUGUAUUCGAAUAAAAACUGUCCUACUAGUCAUCUUAAUUCUAUUACCAAAUUUUUGUGAUGCCAAUAAAGUGAUGAAAGAAGACGAUACCACCCCUCUGAAAAAUCGUCUUAAAAGGUGAUCAUGCCAACCUGGAAAUUUCACCUGUUUUUGAUCCUCCACUGUCGACCUAACUGCUUUUCAAUUUAAACCCUGUAAUGCACAGAACUCUUGACAAUGCUCUACCCUUAUGUAGCGAGUGAUUCAACAUCAUAAACCACCCAUUCCAAACCAUUGGCAUCAAAUACAUUGGGAAACAUCAGAACACUGCAGAGAAUGGCACCAUGUUGAGCAAACAGCACAUUUUUCCUUCAGGCUGGUUCAAGGCUAUCAAGUAUAACAUCCUAAAAUGCGAUAUGAGAUCUUUUAUAUUAGAAAGGAAUAAGAUGUACAUUGUUCCAAGCACCUCCAUUUUUUGGAUUAUUUCUUUUCCCACGUUUUGAAUUAAUGCAAACCUCUUUUAUCUGUUCUCAAAAAGAGAUUUCAUGUUUUUUAUCUUGAUGAAAUGGUAUCCAUACACGCAGGAGAAAAAAGGUCGCAUCCCAGCACCUCGUUGGUAUAUAUCGGCAAAUGAGCUUGAUUCAUUGUCAUCGUGAGUGCUUUUUUGGUCAUAUUAUUUCUUGUGUUCCAGAAACCAUGCGCGCUAUCCAGAUAAUAUCUUAAAUAAAUUGACCUUCAUUUCGCCUGUUAUAUUGCCUAUGCAGAAAGGAUCCUGUCUGUCAUGUAAUUACAGGUUUGGCUACGCAAAUAAAAGUUCUAAUAAUUGUGCAUGUGUAUGACGUAAAUGCCUCCCAGCAGUAAGUUCGGGGGAGGAAAAUAAAGUUUUGAUCUCCACAUAAUUCUGUCCUUUUGGUCGCCAGAUAUAUGAGGGGGAGGCUCACGCUAGAGAAGGUGAACAUCGCUAUUAAUGAAAUGGCUACGUAUGCAGAGGCUACAGCUUUACUUGUUGGCUGCCCAAAGAAGAAGGCUAGCCCGUUCAUUACAACUUUCUCCGGAUUUGGGCUUAUGAUUGACGUAUUAUAUAUUGAAUGGAGUACUUUCUUUCCAUGCAGUUGGUCGAAGAUGCUUGGGAAAAGGCUCUCGUAAGCGAUCUCAAUUCCGAGAAGUUUUUUUUGGCACUUCUACGUUCUGCUUUCGUACAUUCAUUAAGAAAUCGAUCACUGAGGUCAUUAACAUAUCCAGGAGGUGAGAGAUAUUGCACAGUCAGAGGCAGUCAAAGGCAAACACUUCUUUCUAGAGACUGAUAUGAGGGGGCCAGGACUAAAACUUGAUAACACCGGGAAGGCAAUUCUUACUGUGCGUACCCUUACGAGUUGCUUUCCUUGAUUAUAUGCGGCUUCAUUUCAGUGCAGAUAUGCAAGAUGAAGUUAACAUCUGGUCUUCUAAAAAACACCUGGUUUCCUUUAAUGAUUUUCGCAGCAUAACUGGCUCUUUAGGAUUCAUGGCUGUAACGGCUUGGACUGUGGUUCUCAGGUGUUUCGCCAUCUGGGUCGCAUCCAAGAGACGCGAAUUGGGCAUCAUCGUGUGAUCAUUCUGUUGAAGCCAAGCAAUCCUGCAUGA
Messenger RNA from Spirodela intermedia, 3831 nucleotides. The record is from the annotation of a GenBank genome assembly. Lineage: Eukaryota; Viridiplantae; Streptophyta; Magnoliopsida; Alismatales; Araceae.